Messenger RNA from Sesamum indicum (sesame), 1857 nucleotides. Its product is annotated as 4-hydroxy-tetrahydrodipicolinate synthase, chloroplastic. Gene Ontology annotation, molecular function: 4-hydroxy-tetrahydrodipicolinate synthase activity. The record is from RefSeq and is a predicted model, not a curated record. NCBI's taxonomy places the organism in Eukaryota, Viridiplantae, Streptophyta, Magnoliopsida, Lamiales, Pedaliaceae.
UGGACACCUGUAAUUGUAAUGGAAAACAGGCAUUAGAAUAAAACCUAAGACAUUUCUUGUCUGCCGCCAUAUCCAAUCCCUACGCGGCGUCGCUAGCCAACCACCAUCUUCUGGUGUCCGAUAAAUUCUAAUGCGACUGAGCUCCUGUGAGGGUCUCAUUCCUCUAUCCGGUGUCCGGAGCACCCUUCGUUGCUGGAGAAUUAUGUGAUCUUGCUCAGGCCCUUGCCCUUCUUUGUUUUUCUUCUUAUUUCUCUCUCUCUCUACACACACACACACAGUCAUAUAUAUAUAUAUAUAUAUAUAUUGUUUUUCUAGUUUCCAGCAAUGGCGUCGGCCAUUGGAUGUUGUUCUCUCAAGGUUACACAUCAAGGAGGGAUGCCAAAAUGGAGAUCGCCUAGAGCAGCUGUGGUUCCCAAUUUUCAUCUUCCAAUGCGUAGUUAUGAAGUUAAAAAUAGUGAUUGUAUUAUCUUUGUAUUAUGUGUGAGGGGAAGUCACGUUGGUGUGGGCUUGCUUCCGAACCCUGUCUUUUGCAUUUUGGGCUCAAUUGGAAUAAAAAUGUUAUCACACGAUUCACUGGUUGUUUUUCUGCUGUUUGUUCUGUCAAUUUUAGCCACGACUAGCGUUGACGAUGUGAAAUCACUUAGAUUGAUCACCGCCAUAAAAACUCCUUAUCUGCCCGACGGCAGAUUUGACCUAGAGGCCUAUGAUACCUUAGUGAACAUGCAGAUUGAAGAUGGUGUCGAGGGGGUCAUUGUUGGUGGCACCACUGGCGAAGGCCAGUUGAUGAGCUGGGACGAGCAUAUUAUGCUUAUUGGUCACACCGUGAACUGUUUUGGCGGAUCCAUCAAAGUCAUUGGCAACACUGGAAGUAACUCGACCCGAGAAGCUAUACACGCCACUGAACAAGGCUUUGCCGUUGGAAUGCACGCUGCACUUCACAUCAAUCCGUACUAUGGCAAGACCUCCCUAGAGGGUUUGGUUUCUCACUUUGACAGUGUCCUGUCCAUGGGCCCUACAAUUAUCUACAAUGUACCAUCACGGACCGGCCAGGAUAUCCCACCCCGUGUGGUUCACACUCUAGCGCAGAGGCCCAACUUAGCAGGAAUCAAGGAAUGUGUUGGAAAUGAUCGGGUCAAGCAGUAUACAAGUCAUGGGUUGGUCGUUUGGAGUGGGAAUGAUGAUCAAUGCCAUGAUUCACGAUGGGAUUAUGGAGCCACCGGAGUAAUUUCAGUGACCAGCAACUUGGUUCCUGGUCUGAUGAGAGAACUGAUGUUUGGAGGAAAGAAUCCAUCACUGAAUUCAAAACUUACGCAUCUAAUCGAGUGGCUUUUUCAGGAGCCAAAUCCAAUCAGCUUGAACACAGCCCUUGCUCAGCUCGGGGUUGUGAGGCCGGUUUUCCGCUUGCCAUAUGUACCCCUUCCUUUGGCAAAGAGGGUGGAGUUUGUGAAUAUAGUGAAAGAUCUCGGGAGGGAGAACUUUGUAGGAGACAAAAAUGUCCAGGUUCUGGAUGAUAACGACUUCAUUCUGAUCGGUAGGUAUUAGCUGCAAUUUACAUGGUGAGGACUACUUUCUGAUCUGGACAUUGUUGUCUCGAUCUUUUUUGGCUUUCUGGAAUAAUAAUUGGCAUUCUUGAAUUGCUUUCUUGGAGGGUAAAGGUCUAUAUCAGAAUAAGUUGUUUGAAUGGCUGUCCGAGUAUUUACAUCUUCACUCCCUGGUUACUUUCCGAUUUGGCCGCAGACAGGACAAACUGCUAUGUGUAUACGUUUUCCUGCCUGUAAGUUGAGAUGAUAUGAGCCUACUGUCUACAUGUGGUCUGAAACAUGGAAUAACAAAAUUUCCGAUUAUGGUUUCUCCCAA